AAUUAAUUAAACCUUUUAAUGUUGAAAAAAAGAUCAUAAUUAUAACAACUGGAUCUAGCUGCUCCUAAAAAGCAGACUGCUCCUUACAAGCAAUUCUUAUAAGAACAAUUAGCAAUAUAACAUCUCAAAUAUCCUCAAAGAUCCACAGAUGAAUUAACUAAAUUGAUAAAUCUUAUGUGGAAGGUGAGAGAAAAAAAGAAUAAUCAAUUGUAUUUUUAGCACAAUGGAUACGUGAACAUCAGUGAGACAGAAAGGGUGCCUGUUCCUCAGCCCCCUCCUCCGGUGUUGAUAAUGUUUAAAAAUUAUAUAAUGUGAAAAA
Molecule: messenger RNA, 319 nt
Organism: Paramecium sonneborni
Lineage: Eukaryota; Ciliophora; Oligohymenophorea; Peniculida; Parameciidae
Source: the annotation of a GenBank genome assembly